UUUUAAUGGAUCCGAGCUUCGGAUGAAGAUCCGGAGCCAUGGAGCGGGUAGCCGCCGACUCAGGAAAGAGGGGCGAUCCCUUUGCUGGAGGGAUCCCUGCCUGGGAUUUUCUCGAUGCGCCCCCGAUGGCAGCAGAGCGCGGCCCCGAGGAGCGGCAGGACUGCGCUGAAAGCUUCAGCUUUGCAGGCUCUGAAAACUGUUCCAUGUUUCAAUCGAGGUCAACAUCUCCUCCUUGGGAAAAGGACAUUGCUGCGGUAGAGUCUGUCCAGCAGCCGGUGACCUUUGAAGAUGUGGCUGUCUGUUUCACAAAGGGGCAGUGGGAUCUGCUGGAGCCAGAGCAAAAAGCCUUGUACAAGGAGGUCAUGCAAGAGAACUACGAAAACGUGGCCUCCCUGGGUUUUCCAGUUGCCAAACCGACCCUGAUCUUCUGGCUGGAGCAAGAAGCGGAGCCCUGGGUUCAAGAUCUGGGAGAAAAAGCAAUCAAAGCAAGUGACAAGAAGACGGCGAAGAAAAAAGCAACCUGCCUCCUGUGUGGGAAAAUAGUCUCUUCUAAAUAUGCUCUUAUCGGGCACAUGAGGACCCACACGGGAGAGAAGCCUUACGAAUGCCCUGAGUGCAGGCGGACGUUUGCUUUGCGGAAGAAUCUGACCCUGCACCAGAAAACUCACCAGAAACAGCUUGUGCCAAACUCGCAGUUAAUCCAAGAAACCGCUUCCUGUAAAGAAUCUGCUUUUAGCCAUAACCAGCCAGGGGGACGAGAACAUCAAGAUUACAUAAUGUCGGAUGGUUCAGUGCCUCAGCCAAGCUACCUUGGAGGAAUAAUCAAGGUUGAAAUGGUGGACGACCCAGACGAGAAAGAUCCGAUGGAUGACUAUGCUCUCUCGCUGUGCCCCCCGAUGGAAGUGUGGCCUCCAGAUCUGUACCCAGAGGGCUGUGGAAGGGAAACUGGUGCAGCGGGAGCAGCCCGAAAGACUUUAGGCCCCCGAUCUAUCCAAAACUCAUGGUUCUCUCAAUUCCCAUGGCUGGAGGCUGACAAAGGGCAGACCACCCUCUACUGCGUGGUGUGCAAGGAGAACCCGCCCGCUCACGGCCCCGUGUCCAAACUAGUAACGGGGUACACCAGGCCGUUCAAAGUGGAGACUCUGAAGCACCACGACAAGAGCAACACCCACAAGCUUUGUGUCCGAGCGCUGACAGCUAAGGAAGACCCGGACGGCGCUCCGGCGGCCGAGCGCUUGACGAAGAUGUCCAGCUACGUGCUGAAAAACAUGGAGCACCUUUUUAGUGCCGCUUACGACAUUGCUUACCACUCGAAGCCGCUGAACGAUUACGAGAAAGCGCUGGACCUCCUGCAAGUCAUGGGAGCCCCCAUCAUCCCCAGGUACAGGAACAGGGUCGCAUGCACGCUCUUCAUAAGGUGCAUCGCGGACACGCUGCGGAAGGAGAUACUUGACAGCAUCUGCCGCUCACCCUGCGCCAGCCUCCUCUUGGACAGCUUCACGGAUUCGUCCGACCAGCCCUGCGUGGCAGUUUACAUCCGCUACCUAAAGAGAGUGGAAGUGAAGGAAUCGUACCUUUGCUUGGCGUCUUUGCCCGGCAACACAGCUGACGCCUGCUUUGCUGCCACCGUUUUAGCCAUGGAUGAGCUGCAGAUCCCAUUCAGGAAACCUGGGUGGCUCGUGGGCCUUGCGACAGGCGGCGCAGCCAGCAUAACGGGCUGCAAAAGUGCGCUCGUCGCCAAGUUCCAAGAGGUGAUCCCUCGCCUGUCGCCGGCUCAUUGUGUCACCCCCAAGCUGCAGUAUGCAGCCAUUGGUGCCUGCUACAGGGAUGUUGACUUUGUGAAGGACUGCGAAAAGCACAUCAGGGCAAUGUUCAAGUUUUUCCAAGCCUCCCCUGAAAGACUGAGGGAGCUGCAGGUUGCGGCUCCCCGCCUGGGCCAGAAAGUGGCCAAACUAAUGGAAUCCAACAGUGUCAGGUGGGUGGCGAGCAAGAGGCAAACUCUAAGCGCCCUUCUCGAAAGCCUGCCGGCCUUGGUUGCUCACGUUGAGCGCCUGUCGAAAUCCAGCAGCCACGAGGGGCAGAAGGCGAAAGGCAUGUUGACGUUCUUGAGGAGUUUCCAUUUUGUCAAGUUUUCCCACUUCUUGAUCGACUUCCUUCAGCUCUACAAACCCCUCUCGGAAGUGUUCCAGAAAGAAAGCGUCUUGCUUGGGCAAGUGACUGCUGCUCUGGAGGCUGCAUACCUCGCCUUGCAAAACCUCCUCCAACAGCCGGGACCGAAGGAGGAAGAGUUUAAUGCCACCGUGAAGGAUGGCUCUUUCAGAGGGGUCUCCUUGGAUGUGGUCGAGAUGGGAGAGUUUCGGUUACAAGUGGACCGAGCAAAAAUCAUCCUGACCGGGGCGGAAUACCUGCACCAGAGAUUUGACGGCGAGACGUCGCCGCAGCUCUUAAAAAGCACAGAAGUGUUUGAUACCGUGUGUCGGCCUGCUGCUGGGAGCCGCCUUGCCAACUUUGGCGAUGCCGAGGUACUUUCCAUGGCGAAAUAUUUUGAGUACGCUCUCCCCCCGAGCUACAGCGAGGAAAGGCUGCUGGGUGAAUGGGCGGGACUUAAAAACGUGGCCAAGGACCUUUUGUUUUCAGAGCUGUGCAAGAAGGCCAUUGCGGAGCGCCAAGCGUUUCCUCUGCUGAGCAAACUUGCCUCGAUUUCUGCAUGCUUACGAAUCUCCACAGGAAGCUGUAAGUGGGGCUGCGUUGUUAUGAACCUGAUAAGGACUUACGAGAGGUUGAAGCUUUCCAACGAAGUGGCAAACUCUCUCGUGAUGGUAGCUGUCAACGGGGUGGCAGUGCCAGACUUUGACCCUUUGCCUGCAAUCGAGCACUGGUACUUAACAUCAUCAGGCCGUCGUUGUUGACAACUCGGCCGCCGUCCCCACGUGCGUCGUUGAUGGGAUGUGGCCUGGAGCAGGGUGUGCAGGGUGUGAAUGUGACUUAUAGUUGCAUUCGUGCAAGAGAUCAGCACCUGAUUUCUCCCCCUCCUUUUCUCUCCCCUCCCCUUGUGUCAGUCUGACCAAGCUCAAAAGGGAGAACAGCCAUGUUUGAGCCAAAGGCAGCAGGCCAGAAACUAAGCCUUUAGGGCAGGCAUCCCCAAACUGCGGCCCUCCAAAUGUUUUGGCCUACAACUCCCAUGAUUCCUAGCUAAGAGGACCAGUGGUCAGGGAUAAUGGGAAUUGUAGUCCAAAACAUCUGGAGGGCCGAAGUCUGGGGAUGUCUGCUCUAGGGUUACCUAGCAACACAAGUAUUAACCCAUUGUGGUGCGCAGGGCUUGAAGGGGUUCUUGUAUGGACCUAGAUCACAGGCCGGGGGGGAAGAGAGUUGAUCACACAUGAAAAGUAUUCUGCGCCCAACAGAUGCUUUGAGCAGGUCUGGUGACGAUCUCAGGAUGCUCUGGCAGCUUCCUUGUUUAGUUAAAAAAUGGUUUUCAAAGCCAAUCCUUUAAAAAAGCCAAAGAAGAGGGGGGGAACCCUACAUACAGGGGUCAGCAAACUUUUUCAGCAAGGGGCCGGUCCACUGUCCCUCAGACCUUGUGGGGGGCCAGACUAUUUUUUGGGGGGGAAAUGAACUAAUUCCUAUGCCCCACAAAUAACCCAGAGAUGCAUUUUAAAUAAAAGCACACAUUCUACUCAUGUAAAAACACCAGGGAGGCCCCACAAAUAACCCAGAGAUGCAUUUUAGAUCAAAGGACAUAACCCAGAGAUGCAUUUUAAAUCAAAGGACAUAACCCAGAGAUGCAUUUUAAAUAAAAGGACACAUUCUACUCAUGUAAAAACAUGCUGAUUCCCAGACCGCCCAUGGGCCAGAUUUAGAAGGCGACUGGGCCGCAUCCGGCCCCCAGGCAUUGGCUCGGCACAGAUGCUUCCACCUGUUACGUUUCCUUACUAAUUUUUUGAGGCCACGUUGUUAAUACUGGUGUCACUUUAAAUUUUGUCGCAGUGCUUUGGGUACCAUGGGGUACUAAAAAGAACAAAACACUUGUAUGAUUUGUUUCUUUUUAUUGUUGCACACAGCUGUGGAAGGGUUUGCAAGCUGAGGCAGUAAAGAAAUGACGUCAGCAAAUACAAAAUAGCUACAAAAUGAAUUGGUGUUGGGAAUGUUUAUACAGCACUCUCGCCUCAAAGGUCUUUUGGUGGGAACUAGGACCAAAUAUUCCAGCCAGGUACUAGUAGAGUAAAGCUAGACAGAUUUAUGUGACAGCAUUAAAGCAUAAUUUGCCAGAUUGCGUGUCACAGUGAUUGUGCAGCUGGCGAGUUAGACACAGUCCAUUUAAGUUUCAAUCACAAUGAGGAGAUUUACUUCCCACAGCUAGUAAAAGUGAGGGUCACUGCUAUAACGUGCAAGUAUCUUCUCUUAUGUGCAAUUGAGUUUGACAUAGAAAUGUCAGACAGAGGGCAUCUCUCUUGUAUAUAUCAAUGCAUGCAAGUUAUAUAAUCCAGGGGACACGAUUGCUUUAUUUUUUGCAGGGAGGGGGGCAUGGGCCUAUUUGCAAACAUGGACAUGACAUGGACUGACAUGGACA
Molecule: messenger RNA, 4570 nt
Organism: Zootoca vivipara (common lizard)
Lineage: Eukaryota; Metazoa; Chordata; Lepidosauria; Squamata; Lacertidae
Product: zinc finger protein 862-like
Biological process (GO): regulation of DNA-templated transcription
Source: RefSeq, a predicted model, not a curated record